CUCCAGGCUUGCCCAGGAAGCCGCGACUCACACAAUCGUAACAAUCGAGGAGCGAUCAUCAGCACAGCAAGAAUCCACAGCAGAUGAUGCGACAGGCAGAUUACUCUGCAGGAGGCAGUGGGAGUAGCGCUUCUGCUGGCGGCCACGCAUCGCAGAACAUCCAGGCUUCAAAUCGGCCGGUCGUGCCCAUCGUAUCGCAACCUCUAAGCAGACCCAUCGAGUUACCACCACAAUAUCGUCCACGCAAGCCACGAAAACAGGUCAACGUUGCUUGUCAGCCUUGUCGAAAACGUAGAUCAAAGUGCACGGGCACGGCGCCAUGCUCUCGAUGCGUGGCAGAAGGCAACGAAUGCGUCUUUGAUGGACGAAAAGAUGCACAAGAACGUAACCGCGAACUUCGAAAUAGCGAAAAGGCCUUGUCAAAGAUAUUCCGCGUGCUGAAGAAACUCGAAUCCGGAGACUCGUCAUCGGCAGCCGCAUUUGCUCAAAUCCGCAAGUUGGCACACGACAGUGCCGAUUUCUCAAUAUUUUCUCGUGAACUCUUCAAUUUGGAUGAGAAGACGAGUGUGUUCGACUUUGCCGAUUAUGAUGGUGGAAGUGGGUCUGACGCUGUUGUACCGAAACGUGAACACGACUCUCAAGAAGCGGAAUGGACGAACAUAUCGCCAGCGCAGACUGUGGGUCAUGACUCUGCUCCAUUGUCGUCAAACGGAAGCAGACCAAGUCCGACAGAUACCCGUAUGAUCGGAAACACAAUGACGAAUUCAACACAUAGCUCCGCCAGUACAGCUCCUCAAGUUGGUCGACCUAACGUAGGCCUGACAUCUCUCUUUGGAAAUUUGCCAUUUUCUAGUGCAAUCAAAGCGAAUGGCUAUCCUGCCAACAUUCAGCUACAGCAACUGCAAAAUCUCGACAGCACUACUGAAUACAGCAUGCUUCCUCUCCACACAUUCGAGUCGGAAGCACUUGGCAGAGCAUACCUGAGCUUCAGGGAUGCAACACUGCAAAUGAUAGCCGACGGAAUGUCCGCUCGUGAGGUGUUGGGACCACGAGAUCACAUUAACCUCGACCUGUUCUUCCGUGAUCGUCGACCUGAAGACGGGCAUUCAGUCAACACCUUUGUUUGCGAAAUUAUGAAACCUCUUGCAAAUCCGGAUAUCAUUGCCAAGCUCGCGAGUAUCGUACUACUAGCGCCGAUGAUGAGAUGGAUCUUAUUUCCUACAUCGGAACACUACCGCAAGAUACCAGCACUCAUGCGACCCCUACCCAGUCAGCGAUUCGUCCCCCACAGCCCUGCCUUUGAUCUAGCACCACACCCAGCAACAAGAGGCGCCCUAAUGAACACCUUCAGCGAAGACUGGCUAACACCAGAAAACCAAAUCAUCGCCGCCCCAGUCGUGAACUGGCCCCACGAACUGAAUAAAGCAGUCUGCCACGACCCUGUUGCAGGAUGUUUACGCUUUACGAAAGAGUUUGAAGAUCAUGUUGUUAAUGCUAAUAAUUGGACGUUUUCGAAGAGGGUAUUGGAGGUGUUUCCGGAUAUACAAGAGCAUGGUGCUGUCAUUGCUCCGAGGGUCGGUGAGGACUGUUAAGAGACUGAGGGGUGAGAGGAGGGAGAGAGAUGAUGAUGAAAAGUAACGGACGGAAGGAUGACAUGAACUUGAUUAUGUGGGAGGAAAUGUAUCACAGCGAAGUCAGCGAAUUGGUGCGGGACCAGAGAAGUGGGAAAGUAGGAAAUAAGCAGAAAACUUAUAUCCUGUCUACUUCGCUCAAAGAGAAGGAAGCGAUGCCGAAGUUGUUGGUAGCAAGUUUGAAUGUAUGAAUGCCAUAUUCUCACAUCCACAUUUCGGC
Aureobasidium subglaciale EXF-2481 is the source of this 1851-nucleotide messenger RNA. RefSeq lists its product as uncharacterized. Gene Ontology annotation, molecular function: zinc ion binding; DNA-binding transcription factor activity, RNA polymerase II-specific. The record is from RefSeq and is a predicted model, not a curated record. NCBI's taxonomy places the organism in Eukaryota, Fungi, Ascomycota, Dothideomycetes, Dothideales, Saccotheciaceae. Bases 84 to 1592 code for a protein of 502 amino acids. The transcript has 5 exons. Gene Ontology annotation, biological process: regulation of DNA-templated transcription.